AUGGACGACCCUUCAACCUUAGGACAUAUCGAAAUGGAAGAUCUCAUGCCAGCCGACGGACAUACCAAUGAACAAAAGAAAGAGAGUCCAGCGCAAGAUGCAACACCCUUAAUGGGAGAAGCCAAAGCUGGUAAAAGUAGUAGCGACGAUAUUAAUGCGCUCCCCUUGGAAGGUAUGAGAGAUGUCAUCUGGAAAGACCAUGUAAUAAAAGUAUAUCCCUUAAAUUAUCAAAAGAUACAUAUCGUAAGAUGGCAAAUCUUCGCAGGAUUAUUAUUGUUCCUAGUAUUUGGUCUCAACGAUCAAACAACAGGUUCGCUAAUGCCCACUUUAGUGGAGGAGUAUAACAUUUCUCGCGUCAAGGUAUCCACUAUUUUCUUCCUUCAAUUAUUAGGCUAUACGUUGGCAUCCCUUUGUAACGAAUGGGUACAUCGUCUUGUCGGAACCAGAGGUGGUGUCAUUAUAGCCACAUCAAUAUGUUUGAUAUUUUUUUCCAUAUUAGUUAGCAAACCUUCUAAUUUUUAUCUUUACCUGUUUUGUUACUUACCCCUGGGAUUAGCGGUUGGAAUAUUAGAUUCUCUAGGGAACGUGCUCAUUGGAAAUUUAGUCGUUCAUAAAAAUGAGUUUAUGGGUCUAAUGCAUGCUGCUUAUGGUGCUGCAGCAAUGGUGACGCCUCCACUUGUUUCUCAUUUUGUUGGAGCAAAGCAUUGGCCGUUGGUUUUUUUCAUUCCAUUAACAAUAUCUGCGAUCGCUCUCAUUAUUGUUAUACCCUCUUUUCGGUUUGAAACUGCAGUGAAAUAUGACUAUAUCUGUCACGAGGAAGAUGAAGUAAAUGAAAUGGGUGAAACCCCGUUGGAAGAAAAUGCCUUGGACAUUGAGAAAGUAGAUGAAGCGAAGUUCCUUACGAUGUUACAAAAACCACCGGUAUUAUUAUAUGCUAUUUUCCUUUUCCUUUAUCUUGGUGCAGAAAUUUCCACUGGUUCAUGGUUAUUCACAUAUCUUUUGGAAACGAAAUCUGAUAACAAAAUAUCCAUGUCAUAUAUUGUUGCAUCGUAUUGGAUGGGAUUAACUGUAGGUCGUUUAUGUUUAGGAUUUGUUUCUGAUCGAUAUUUCCCCAAUGUUUAUAGAGCAAAUCGAGUUUAUGCUUACUUGACUGUCUGUUGGUAUACAGUCUUUGUUGUUGUUGGAUUAUUCCAUUCCAAUUCUAACUUUUAUUUUGCGGUCUUAUUCAUUGUAAUAUUUCUUUGUGGUGUCUUUAUUGGGCCUUUGUUUCCAAAUGGAAGUAUAGUUGCCUUACAAGUCUUACCAAGGAGGUUACACAUUAGUGGUAUCGGUAUCGCAGUAGCGGUAGGUGGCUGUGGAGGUGCUGCGUUACCUUAUAGUGUAGGUGUUAUCACUCAUAUAGCUGGCGUAGAAUGGAUCCCCUUUCUAUGUUGGGCAAUGGUUGUUUUAGUCACCUUGGUAUGGUCAUUGUAUCCAAGAUAUAUUCAUGGCUAUGAUGAAUUCUUAUAG
Molecule: messenger RNA, 1509 nt
Organism: Naumovozyma dairenensis CBS 421
Lineage: Eukaryota; Fungi; Ascomycota; Saccharomycetes; Saccharomycetales; Saccharomycetaceae
Gene: BSC6
Product: Bsc6p
Exons: 1
Coding region: 1-1509 (502 amino acids)
Biological process (GO): transmembrane transport
Cellular component (GO): membrane
Molecular function (GO): transmembrane transporter activity
Source: RefSeq, a predicted model, not a curated record